This is a messenger RNA of Rhagoletis pomonella (apple maggot), 1259 nucleotides long. Its product is annotated as cell death protein hid-like. Bases 63 to 1259 code for a protein of 398 amino acids. The record is from RefSeq and is a predicted model, not a curated record. The transcript is spliced from 5 exons. Lineage: Eukaryota; Metazoa; Arthropoda; Insecta; Diptera; Tephritidae.
ACUCUGAGCCGCAAAAGGCAAAAAGUAAAAUAAAAACAUAUAUUAAAUCACAAAAUAAAAUUAUGGCUGUUGUCUUUUAUAUGCCCGAGGCGGGAGCCGAUGACUCUGCAUCGAGUGGCGGUCACGGCAGUGCGGGCAGCGGCAGCGCCGCCUCAUCGACAUCACAAUCGCCAAAUACGACCACAUCGGCCACACAAACGCCCAUGCAGAGUCCGCUGUUGACGAGUCCGCACAUUGUGAUGGCCCUCUGCGAGGCGGUCUAUCAAUCGUGGAACACUCAACGGAUGUUACUCAAGCAUCACAUUUGCGUCCAAUGCAGAGGUAUUGAAAAAUGUAUGUCGCAGAGAAAUUCAGAACUUUUACCAUAUACGCCAGCCUUCCAAUAUCCACCUCCAGCCAGUCCAUGCUGCCAUGUGCACAGCCCCUCGCCAUUUACCGCAGGCAGUGCCGGCGGCGGCGGUGGCGAAGUAUUCUUUCCACACAACCGCAGCACACCACGUACCCCACGCACCAGUGUUAGUUUCGCGGCCGGUGAGGAAACCGCAUUCUUCCGCCAUCACAAUGUCAGUGGCGGUUGCAGUAGCAGCGCCCCACACCUGCAGCCACCACAAUCGGCACCACCAAUGCCACCCAGUAGUCAUGCCAGUGCGCAUAGUCAAACAGCGCCACAACAAUACCAGCAAUAUUCAUAUCCACACUAUCAGUAUACACCACCACCGACGCCGCUUACAGCCAAUGCCAGCACCAGCACAAGCACUUGCACCGGCACCGGCAAUAUGUUCGGUUCAACGGAGGCGACAACGCAUCAGCGCACUUGUGUAGCGUCGACGUCAACAUCGACGCCGUCCUGUAGUUCGAAGGGACAUGCGCGAUUGCAUCGCAGCUUCUCAGAUGCACAGAAGCGCUCGCGUCGCACAUCAACCGCAAAUGAUGAUGAACGCGAGUGUCAUAGUGAGCAUGAAACCAGCUGGGAUGAGUUCGAUGAUCGUUAUGAAAAUUUUACAGCAGGCCGUGAACGUUUACAGGAAUUCAAUGGGCGAAUACCGCCGCGUAAGAAGAAAAAGGAUGUGCCAAAAUCGAAGUCAGAAAAGAAGGCAACAAAAUCAACAGAGCGACAAAAAACACUCAAUUUCGUUGAGCAAAAUGUUGCACUGAUUGCGAGCGCAGGCAAAAUGGCAACAACCUCGAGCCAACAAACCAAGUUGGCCAACAAAUGUAAACCAAACUUGAGACGGCGCAGACGAACAACGCUAACAUAA